AUGUCGCAAAGAAGAACCGCCCCGAACGGCGUCGAGCAAAAAGCCUCGGAGGCCGUGUCAGAGCCCCCCAAAGACAAGCAGGUCAAGCUGUUGUCUUCUGAUACCGGCCACUUCUCUCUUAUGAGAGCACUCCACCUUGCGGAUCUGAUUACUGAACUAAAUGGCUUCUGCGGCGUCAUGUCCAUCUUCUCCGCCAUGCGCUACUGUCUCGGCGCGCCGAACGACUACUCCAACCUCUGGGCCGCGCUCGCCUUACAGCCUCUUGGUCUCUUCUUUGACUUCAUGGAUGGCAGGGUCGCAAGAUGGCGAGGAAAGGCUUCUCUGAUGGGCCAAGAGCUCGACUCUCUAGCUGAUCUGAUCUCUUUCGGCAUGUCUCCAGCAGCCGCGGCUUUCGCUAUCGGUCUCCGUAGCCCUCUCGACCACCUCCUCCUGACCGUGUUCGUCCUAUGCGGCCUUUCUCGCCUCGCGCGGUUCAAUGUUACUGUCGCAAUGCUGCCCAAGGACGCCACUGGAAAAUCAAAAUACUUUGAAGGCACGCCGAUCCCUACGACGCUAGGAGAGGUCGCGUUUAUGGCAUACUGCGUCAGCAAGGGGUGGAUUCAUGAGAACAUACCACUAGGGACGGUUCUCGAGGGAACGCCACUUGAGUUUCACCCGUUGGCCUUGAUUUUCGUCUUGCACGGAUGUCUGAUGGUCAGCAAGACGCUGCAAAUUCCCAAGCCGUAG
Messenger RNA from Coniosporium apollinis CBS 100218, 726 nucleotides. RefSeq names its product phosphatidylserine synthase. Gene Ontology annotation, cellular component: membrane. The record is from RefSeq and is a predicted model, not a curated record. NCBI's taxonomy places the organism in Eukaryota, Fungi, Ascomycota, Dothideomycetes. Gene Ontology annotation, biological process: phospholipid biosynthetic process. The coding region runs from base 1 to 726 and encodes 241 amino acids. The transcript has 5 exons. Gene Ontology annotation, molecular function: phosphotransferase activity, for other substituted phosphate groups.